Messenger RNA from Amyelois transitella, 3626 nucleotides. RefSeq names its product calcineurin B homologous protein 1 (gene elm). The transcript is spliced from 4 exons. The record is from RefSeq and is a predicted model, not a curated record. Lineage: Eukaryota; Metazoa; Arthropoda; Insecta; Lepidoptera; Pyralidae. The coding region runs from base 331 to 900 and encodes 189 amino acids. Gene Ontology annotation, molecular function: calcium ion binding.
GGCAAAUACGUCAAGUGCUAAGAUAGAGCUUAUUUCAUUUGGUAUACCUAUUACUACGUAAGGAAAAGUGUAAUUACUUAUCAAAGGUCAAUAAAAUAUUGAAUUCCUUAUAAACUAAAUAGUUUGAAUGAAACAUAACUUUGUAAACCGUUGAGUGCAGUAUCCACAAAUUUCGACUACUGCGUAAUUCAACCUAAAGGGGAGAUAAUUGCGGCGAUAAAAACGUGGAUAAUCAAUUACUGUUAAAUGCUAGUGCAGAAACUGCAUGUAAUCUUAUAGUGGAAGGUCGUGCAGCUGCCUAACAAGGUCAAAAUAAAGUGCUAACACAAAAUGGGUAACAAAUCUUCGUUACUGUUGCGAGAAGAAGAAAUUGCACAAAUACAAGAAGAAACCGGAUUCACACCAAACCAAAUUGAGCGUCUUUACUCGCGAUUCACAUCGCUAGACAAGAAUGACUGCGGAACUCUCUCACGCGAUGACUUCCUACGCAUCCCCGAGCUCGCCAUCAAUCCGCUCAGUGAACGAAUUGUCCAUUCCUUCUUCGCUGAGAGCCACGAUGAUAGAGUCAACUUCCUGCAGUUCAUGAGGGUGCUGUCACAUUUCCGGCCCAUAAGGAAGAAUAGGGAAAACAAAUUAAAUAGCCGUGAAGAGAAACUACGAUUUGCAUUCUCAAUGUAUGAUUUGGACAAUGAUGGCAAAAUAUCCCGGGACGAGCUUCUGGCAAUUCUACAUAUGAUGGUUGGAGCUAAUAUAAGUGAAGAACAACUAUCCAGCAUAGCAGAACGGACGAUUCUGGAAGCUGACACCAACAAUGACCAGAUGAUCUCCUUUGAAGAGUUCUGCCGUGCCCUGGAGAGGACAGAUGUGGAGCAGAAGAUGUCCAUCCGGUUCCUCAAUUGACCUCCAAACUCCUGAACCAGAUACAUCAAGUAUAUUCUGACCAUCAUACUUGGGCUCCUAAUCUAUGGGCUUCUUACUAAAAAAUGAGUUUGGACUUUAAUGUGCUAUAAAUUUAAUUUACGUCGGCAAAUUAGAAGACACAGUCAACUCUCAUGCUGUCUCUGUUUACAAAUUUAAGAAUAACAAAGCAAAGCAGAGACAUCUUAAUUUUUAAUUAAAAAAAUAGUUUGUCUUUAGUCAGAUAAGUGUAUAAAAAAAAUAUUUUCUAUAUUAUUUUCUCAGUCUUAGAUCAGUAAACAUUGUGGACUAAUUUGAAAUUAUACCAAAUUAUGUUAAACAUCUUUUUGUAAAAAAGAAUAUUACAUUUUGUCAAUUUCUUGCUUCAAUUUUUGAUAGCAUGAGGGUUGAAAAUAUUUUCUCUUUAUUUAUGUCUCUUAUAAUAUUCUGUUUUGACAUUGAUGUUGUUUAGUUGGUACAUGGUAGAAUAGAGCCGUUACUGGUCUGGUAGGUAGGUAUAUGAUAUUAAUAUAAUAAGAAUAAAAUCUAUGUCACGCUAAACAUUAUUAUAAUAAUUGUUUUGACGCAAAAAUUGGAAUAUCCAAUUGCUUUGUUUGUAAAUUAACUUUUCAACGUGUGUGACACGUGUAUUUAUUGGUGCGUUACUAAAAUAUAUAUGUAUAUACAAUAUUUUUAGUUUUUUACAUAAUUUGCCAUAUGAUAUAUAUUUAAUACUAGAGGCCGCCCGCGACUUCGUCCGCAUGGAAACCCUAUCAAUCCCGCGGGAACUCUGGGAUAAAAAGUAGCCUAUGUGUUAUUCUGGGUCUUCAGCUACCUACAUACCAAAUUUCAUGGUAAUCGGUUCAGUAGUUUUUGCGUGAAAGAGUAACAAACAUCCAUACAUCCAUACAAACUUUCGCCUUUAUAAUAGUAGUAGGAUUCGUAAACAGGUCCGAAUUUCGUCAGCAUUUACGGAUAGAUACAGUUUUACGGUAGCAUGCUUAUUAUCGCAAGAAAUUAAUGUUUGCAUUUAGGUAAUGCUAUAGGUGGUAGUAAUUCUAGAAAUAUACAGAUACAAGGCACAAGGAUAUUGUGGCAUUAUGAUCCAACUGGUUUCGUCAAUCGUUCAAUAAAUCCGUUCCGUUUAGUUACUUCUUCAAAAGUUGACUGUUGGUGUGUCAGUAACUAUCAUUGUGUUUGUUAGUGGUAUUGUUUGUGUGACUUAAAUGUACUGAAAAUAGAUAAAUUGUAUUAAUGUACUGGAGGUAUGGUAAUGGUGAUAAAUUAUAUAGUACAUGUGUUAUAAACGGUUUACGCAUUCGAAUACAUUCAAGUGGAAAUAUAAUAUGGUCAUAUUGGUCAUCCAUUAAUUUUCGAGGAGGCAUACCCAUUUUCGAAUUUCUACAAUGUCACCAGACUCUUUCGUAAGCGUUGUAGACCUGUCUUGCCCCAGGGACGACGCAACCAGCGGAGUUAUACACGAACGUUGAUAUAAUAAGUGCUGAACGUGGCCUAUCAGUCUUUUUGGGACUGUUGGCUCUGUCUACCCCGCAAGGGAUAUAGACGUGACUAUAUAUAUGUAUGUAUGUUGUAUAAUGUCAAAAUUUUCCCUCUACAUUUUCGGUAAACCCCAUUUUAAGAAAUAAAGAAGUAAAGAUAUAUGGCGAUGAUAAAUUAAACCACACCAUCCGAUAAAAUUGAGAAUGAACGAAUCGAUUAAUCAUUUGCAAUAAGUCAGGAAAGUGUAAUUGAAAUAAGCCUUACUACUGAAAGGUCAUAUGGGCAACAAAGGUCAUUUACCUCGUAUAGGCACAUCGCGUAUGGUCUGCGUAUACCGCAACACACAUAUGACAUAAUAAAGUUCGUGAGGAACCCCGCAACACAUACACCAAGAGGAUGGAAGAUCCGUACGAAUUAACCUUUCAUACAUACAGAACUGCUGGGUAUUUUUAUUUUUUGUAUAUUUUUUAUUAGAAGUAAACAAUAAAACCCUAAUUUAGCUAGGGUGACAAUUUAGGUGUCAUAUUUGAUUAUGCGUUUAAGGGUAUACAAACAAAUGUUACCAAUAUUUUGCAAAUAGUUAAGAGUAACUUAAGUUGUAUUUAUUUAAGGUAGCGUGUUGUUAAUUCCAAAUAAAAAUAUUUUCUUAUAUAUAAAUUCAGAUUUUUAUUUACGAUUUACAAAGGAAUCAAUAAAGUGUGUUCUUAUUUAAUACCUUUAAUUUCAAGAACUGUUACAAGUCUGAAAUAAUUCCGAACUGUACAUAGAUUAAAAAGUUGAAAAAGAAAGUAAAAUAUGCGUUCUUCUUAUAAAUAAAUAUUGGAUAAUUAUAUAAACAUUUCAAUAUAAUUAAUUUACAGUGUUAUUCCGUAAAAAGUGUUUGUUAUCAAUCUUUCGUAUUUGUCUGCAAUUGGUACAUCAUAAUGGUUCCAUAUUUAUAAGUAAUUCCAUCUAGUUCUAAGGACAGACGUAAUCAUUAAAACGAUGUACCUAUAAUAAUUCUUAAUUUAACUGUCCACUCGACUGUCUGUUUUUGUAGACAAACAUUGGUUGUCCUAAUCUUUAUAGAUUCUGUCAGCAUUUAACGCUUCUAUUAAGCUUCUGUGGUUUAGUGGAGCAAUUGACACAUUUUUUUGCGAUUAACGUUCGAUAAUCUAUUUCUAAAGCAGUAAUAAAUGCCAGGAACUAGUCCAUACAGACAGAUAACGAAAUGUAUGAUAAAGUGUAUU